AUUACCAAUUUUAUACGCAUUUCCUACGUUUAAUUAAUCAGAAUAAGAAAGAAGCAUUGAAGGAAUCAAAACUCACGUCAGGAUCUUAUUGAAGCGGUCGGGAGGGGAAUGGCGGAGAAUGAAGAAAUCAUGGAGGUGGACGCAGAUUCAUACGGUAAUAAAGUUAAACAACGGUUGAAAGAUCGAACAAAGUGUAAGGAGAUGCUAACGAAGCAAGCAGAGCAGACAAAGGAGAUCUUGUCGAAGCAAGCCGUUAAGAUUGCUAAACAGGCUGAAGAGCAUGAAAACUUCAUCAAUAAGGUGACACACUUGCUUGGUGUUCUUUUCUUUGGAGGCUUCUGCUUCAUCUUGGGUGCAAGGCCACAGGAUGUUCGAUAUCUCUAUUGUUUAUUCUAUGUCAUUUUUGUCCCACUUCGAUGGAUUUAUUACCGAUACAAGAAGUUGCACUAUUAUCUUCUUGAUUUUUGCUAUUAUGCCAAUACAAUAUUCUUGAUCAUGCUUCUGUUUUAUCCCAGAAAUGAGAAACUUUUCUUGGUGUGCUUCUCAUUUGCGGAGGGGCCCUUGGCAUGGGCACUAAUCGUUUGGCGUUGUAGCUUAGUUUUCAAUUCCAUGGACAAGAUAGUAAGCGUCUUUAUACAUAUCUUGCCUGGACUUGUUCUGUUCACAAUCCGAUGGUGGGACCCAGUAUUCUUCGAGGAGAUGCAUCAGAAUGGGAAUUCUCAUACAGGAUCAUGGCUCUAUGCAGAGACGAAAUCGUAUCUGUGGACAUGGCUUUUCUUUGUUCCUUUAGUAGCCUAUGUUGUCUGGCAGCUUCUUUAUUUUCUCAUCGUAAAUGUGCUACGUGAACAGAGACUGCUGCGGGAUCCAGAAGUCAUGACCUCCUACAGGGAACUGUCGAAAAAAGCACAGAAAGCAAACAACAUGUGGUGGCGCUUGAGCGGUCUGCUGGGAGAU
Molecule: messenger RNA, 954 nt
Organism: Salvia hispanica
Lineage: Eukaryota; Viridiplantae; Streptophyta; Magnoliopsida; Lamiales; Lamiaceae
Source: RefSeq, a predicted model, not a curated record